AUGGCCACGAUUCAACAACCCGUACAACAUCCACAGCCGGAUGCCUAUCGUCUACCCCACCCUGGUCCAUAUCAACGUGCCCCCGAGAUGUACGUUCCUCCACCCGCCGCUCCCCCGGUAUCUUCGGGAGUAUAUCCGGCCGCCGCUCCAAGACAGCGAACCGCGAUAGCAUGUCGAUAUUGUCGCAGGCGGAAGAUUCGAUGCUCUGGAUUCGAGUCGUCGCAUGACGGCCGAUGUAGCAAUUGCGUGAGGUUUAACCAAGAUUGCAUGUUCACGCCGGUGUCUUCACAGACGCAAGCGUUUGUUCCCGCCCAUGCGGCGUACCCCCACCUCCGGAAUGUUCAGGCGGCGGCACGCAUGGGGGGACGACCUGGCGAUGGAGUAUUACUCUAUGGAGCCCAUGGACAGCCUUUGCCUCCACCACAGGCUCCUCCUGUCCCUGCUGCCGUUCCACAUGGACAGGAAAACACAUUGCCACCUCCAGUGAAUUUGUACCAGCAGCCACACCCAUCCUACGGGAGACCAGGACCCGGACCAACAGGCCCGCCUCCAUCUUUGGCCCCUGCUAUUUAUCAUGAUCCUGUGAGUCGCAAACGUCCCCACCCCGGCGAGGUUUCCCUUCCUCAACCCCGUGGCCAUUCUCCAUCCGUUUCAAAUUCUAAUUCCUCCCGCUCCUCUCCACAGCGAGCUUCCCAAGGACGUCGUGAAUCAGGCACUGGAUAUGAAUACUCCGAACCUCCAACACUACCUCCCGUCUCAGCUCCGGCCUCCGGCGCUGCUUAUCCUUCUCAGCCUGCUCCCGCUGCUCCUGGCACAUUCUAUCCACCCGGGCAACAAGACACGAGAAGAUUGUCAUCUCAUUCAUCAUACUCGUUCGAUCAAUCACACAACCCACCGCCUGGCACAAAUCCAUCAGCUCCCACUCUACCAACCCUUCAACCCCCGCCCUCUUCCACUGCGAGGGAUUCAGGCUCGACUCCCCCGCCCGGACAGACUGCUACCACUAGACGCAGCGGCCUUAGCGUUACAGAUAUGCUAGUUCCUACCGAGCCUCAAAAUCUACGCAGUGAUACCGAUAAUCGCAUGGUGAGCGCGCUUGAUAGACGAGGGAUAGGUAGAUAA
This is a messenger RNA of Coccidioides immitis RS, 1122 nucleotides long. RefSeq names its product C6 zinc finger domain-containing protein. Gene Ontology annotation, molecular function: zinc ion binding; DNA-binding transcription factor activity, RNA polymerase II-specific. The coding region runs from base 1 to 1122 and encodes 373 amino acids. NCBI's taxonomy places the organism in Eukaryota, Fungi, Ascomycota, Eurotiomycetes, Onygenales, Onygenaceae. The transcript is spliced from 2 exons. The record is from RefSeq and is a predicted model, not a curated record. Gene Ontology annotation, biological process: regulation of DNA-templated transcription.